Molecule: messenger RNA, 1496 nt
Organism: Baudoinia panamericana UAMH 10762
Lineage: Eukaryota; Fungi; Ascomycota; Dothideomycetes; Mycosphaerellales; Teratosphaeriaceae
Exons: 2
Coding region: 116-1195 (359 amino acids)
Biological process (GO): removal of superoxide radicals
Cellular component (GO): cytoplasm
Molecular function (GO): thioredoxin-disulfide reductase (NADPH) activity
Source: RefSeq, a predicted model, not a curated record
CGUAUCGAUUCCUUUCGUAGCCGCCUCAUCCCUCUACCGCCCAAGUCCUGCGAACCCAGCCAGCAGCGCGACCAUCACCGCCACGCCGGCCACUGCGGCCCAGCAAACGCGUAGCAUGCACCGCAAACUUGUCAUCAUCGGCUCCGGCCCAGCAGGCCACACUGCCGCCAUCUACGCCUCCCGCGCCGACCUCCAACCCAUCCUAUACGAAGGUUUCCUCGCGCUAGGCAUAGCCGCCGGUGGACAGUUGACCACCACCGACGAAGUCGAAAACUACCCCGGGUAUAAAUACAUCAAGGGCUCGGAGCUCAUGGACAACAUGCGCGCCCAGAGUGAGGCCUGCGGCACCGAGAUCGUAAGCCAAACGGUCGGCAAGGUGGACCUGAGCAAGCGGCCCUUCAAGUACUGGCUGCAUCCUAUGGGUGACGAGGAGACUUUGGAGGAGGAGACGCACACCGCUGAUGCGAUCGUAAUCGCCACGGGAGCGAAGGCAAGAAGACUGGACCUGGCAGGUGAAGAAAAGUAUUGGGGCAAUGGUGUGUCAGCUUGCGCGGUAUGCGAUGGCUCAUUGCCGAUCUUCCGAGAGAAGCCGCUAGUGGUGAUCGGUGGCGGCGAUAGCGCGGUGGAGGAGGCGUCAUAUCUUGCAAAGAAGGCGAGCAAGGUGACCGUGCUGGUGCGGCGAGAUGUGCUGCGCGCGAGCAAGGCGAAUGCGCGGCGCUUGUCGUCGAACCCGAAGAUAGAAGUUCAGUACAACACACAAGGUGUGGAGGUUAAGGGCGAUGAGGGUCCAAGAGGUCUGAUGAGGAGUCUCGUCAUCAAGAACAGUAGGACCGGCAAAACUGAGGAGAUUCCGGCGAACGGUUUGUUCUACGCUGUUGGGCACGAGCCUGCAACUCACCUCUUCAACAACCAGCUGAAGAUGGACGAGGAUGGGUAUCUUAUCACCACACCCGGAACGACAGAGACGAGUGUGCCCGGUGUCUUCGCGGCGGGCGAUGUGCAAGACAAGAAGUAUCGGCAGGCUAUUACCUCAGCAGGCUCUGGCUGCAUGGCAGCGCUCGAAGCUGAGAAGUUCCUUGCUGAGCAGGACGAUGUUGAUGUGCCCAACGGCAUCGACGGCGAGACGCAGGUGAAGAAGGGCAAGCCGGAGGCGAAUGGCGAUGUACCGGAGUAUAAAGAGAAUCCGUUAUUGUAAGAGCGAAGAUACCCAACCCUUGCCUACUUUGGAUCCUUGGGCGCUGAUUAAUGGCUUCAGAGUCGAUAGAACAAGGUCAUAGAAGGGCCGUGGAAGUAUCUGAUAUGUGGAAUAUUUAUACAUACCUGACCAAUGUCAUGCGGACGGCUUAGAAUCCGGAUCUGCUGGGCUUGGGUUGUGAGGGAUUCUGUCCUGCCCGUAGCGGAGCAAUGAUUGCAGGGUAUCUUGCAUACAUAGAAUCAACGCUUGAACGCUUUCAAACCCGUACAAUGUGUCUCUGACGGGUUUGCUUCAGUCAUUG